AUGUGGCGGCGCACGUAUCUUCUUCUAGUCCUCGUCAGACUCUGGUUCGCCUUGUCGCCCAGCUAUCUUCAUCCAGAUGAGAACUUUCAAGGGCCGGAAGUAAUCGCCGGCCAGAUCUUCAAUUAUCCUGUCCGGCACACAUGGGAAUUCACCAGCGAGAACCCGAUCCGGAGCGUUUUCCCGCUAUGGCCCGUCUACGGGCUGCCCAUGCUGCUGCUGCAGUGGCUUUGGGUUGGCAACGGGCAGGAUGGCCAGGUGCCUCCUAUCGCCGUCUUCUGGACGCUGAGGUUCUUCAUGUUCCUGCUGAGCUUUGUGCUUGAGUUCUGGGCGCUCCAGGAGCAAAUCACCUCAACGCGCCAUCGCCCUAUUGCCGUUCUUCUCGUAGCGUCGUCCUAUGUGACGUGGACCUUCCAGACGCAUACGUUCUCCAACUCGAUCGAGACACUGGCCGUCUUGUGGAGCUUGGUGUUGAUAAGGCGCAUCACCUCGCCUCAUGUGAAAAAGACUGACUUAUCCAGGCCCUUUUCGUUGGCCGCUCUGGUUUCGGCGGCCCUUGUUACAGCUUGUACUGCCAUUGCGGUUGACACUGCUUUUUACACACCAGGAACUGUAACGUGGUCCGAUCUCGUCACUCACCCCGUCAUCACUCCUCUGAACAACCUUGUUUAUAAUUCUUCGCCGGAGAAUCUGGCACUCCAUGGCUUGCAUCCCUGGUACCAGCAUCUCGUUGCAAACUUACCGCAGCUCAUUGGGCCUGCAGUGGCGUUGAUGUUCUUACGUCCUCAUGUCUCUCUGAGGCUCUACUCGGCCAUAUCGGGCAUCAUGGUCCUGUCUUUUGUUCAGCAUCAAGAAGCGCGGUUUCUCCUCCCAGCCGUGCCCCUGAUCCUCUCAUCAUUGCAGUUGCCAAAGACUCGGAGUCUUCGCCGACUGUGGAUUGCCAUCUGGGUGGUAUUCAAUCUGUUCCUGGGCGUGCUCAUGGGAACAUAUCACCAGGGUGGUAUUGUCCCCGGGCAAGUCUUUAUGAGUAAGCAAUCUGACGCUACAACCGCCGUGUGGUGGAAGACUUACUCUCCCCCAAUCUGGCUUCUCAACGGCAAGAACGAGGUCCUGACCACCAAGGAUGUCAUGGGAAUGAAGGGCGAAGCGUUGCUGGACCUGUUGGCUGAGCUGGCCACAUGCGAUACCCCUGCCGACCGGCGCAAUACGGAGUAUCUGAAGGAGAAGAACGGGACCUAUCUGAUCGCGCCUGCGUCAGCAACCUGGUUGGACCCCUAUCUUCCCAACAAGGGGCUUGAAGGGUUGCGAUUUCGAGAAGUCUGGCGGUAUCGAAAACAUAUCAACUUGGAUGAUUUGGACUUUGGAGAUGACGGGGUUUGGAAUACACUUUCCAGGGUCAUUGGUCGCCGGGGGCUUGUUGCUUGGCGAGUCACGAAAAGCUGUGGGCUAUAA
Trichoderma citrinoviride is the source of this 1449-nucleotide messenger RNA. Its product is annotated as glycosyltransferase family 22 protein. NCBI's taxonomy places the organism in Eukaryota, Fungi, Ascomycota, Sordariomycetes, Hypocreales, Hypocreaceae. Gene Ontology annotation, cellular component: endoplasmic reticulum membrane. The transcript is spliced from 3 exons. The coding region runs from base 1 to 1449 and encodes 482 amino acids. The record is from RefSeq and is a predicted model, not a curated record. Gene Ontology annotation, molecular function: alpha-1,2-mannosyltransferase activity. Gene Ontology annotation, biological process: GPI anchor biosynthetic process.